Molecule: messenger RNA, 1984 nt
Organism: Suncus etruscus (white-toothed pygmy shrew)
Lineage: Eukaryota; Metazoa; Chordata; Mammalia; Eulipotyphla; Soricidae
Gene: TGFBR1
Product: transforming growth factor beta receptor 1
Exons: 9
Coding region: 49-1545 (498 amino acids)
Biological process (GO): transforming growth factor beta receptor signaling pathway; heart development; cellular response to growth factor stimulus
Cellular component (GO): plasma membrane; activin receptor complex
Molecular function (GO): transforming growth factor beta receptor activity, type I; activin binding; ATP binding
Source: RefSeq, a predicted model, not a curated record
GCCGGGGCCACUGGCGGCGGCGGCGGCGUUGGCGGAGGCGGCGGGACUAUGGAGACGGCAGCCGCUGCUCCGCUCCCGGGGCUGCUGUUCCUCCUGGUGCUGGCCCCGAGAGCCGCGGCAUUGCAGUGUUUCUGUCAUCUUUGUACCAAGGACAAUUUCACUUGUGUCACAGAUGGACUUUGUUUUGUCUCUGUCACAGAGACAACAGACAGAAUUAUACACAACAGCAUGUGUAUAGCUGAAAGUGACCUAAUUCCUCGGGACAGACCAUUUCUUUGUGCACCAUCCUCAAAAACUGGGUCUGGCACUACAACAUACUGCUGCAAUAAGGACCACUGCAAUAAAAUAGAACUCCCAACUGGCAGCCCUUUUCUAGGAAAGCCAUCACCUGGCCUUGGUCCCGUGGAGCUGGCAGCUGUCAUUGCCGGGCCAGUCUGCUUUGUCUGCAUCUCACUCAUGUUGCUGGUCUACAUCUGCCAUAAUCGUACUGUCAUCCACCACCGGGUGCCAAAUGAAGAGGAUCCCUCCUUAGACCGUCCUUUCAUCUCAGAGGGCACUACGUUGAAAGACUUGAUCUAUGAUAUGACAACAUCAGGUUCUGGGUCAGGUUUACCAUUGCUUGUUCAGAGAACAAUUGCAAGAACUAUUGUGUUACAAGAAAGUAUUGGCAAAGGUAGAUUUGGAGAAGUUUGGCGAGGAAAGUGGAGAGGAGAAGAGGUUGCUGUUAAAAUAUUCUCCUCUAGAGAAGAGCGUUCCUGGUUCCGUGAGGCAGAGAUUUAUCAAACUGUAAUGUUACGUCAUGAAAACAUCUUGGGAUUUAUAGCAGCAGACAAUAAAGAUAAUGGUACCUGGACUCAGCUCUGGUUGGUGUCAGAUUAUCAUGAGCAUGGAUCUCUUUUUGAUUAUUUGAACAGAUACACAGUUACCGUGGAAGGAAUGAUAAAACUGGCUCUGUCUACAGCAAGUGGACUUGCCCAUCUCCACAUGGAGAUUGUUGGUACCCAAGGAAAACCAGCCAUUGCUCAUAGAGAUUUGAAAUCAAAGAAUAUCUUGGUAAAGAAGAAUGGAACUUGUUGUAUUGCAGACUUGGGACUGGCAGUAAGACAUGAUUCAGCCACAGACACAAUUGAUAUUGCUCCAAACCAUAGAGUGGGAACAAAAAGGUACAUGGCCCCUGAAGUUCUAGAUGAUUCCAUAAAUAUGAACCACUUUGAGUCCUUCAAACGUGCUGACAUCUAUGCAAUGGGCUUAGUGUUCUGGGAAAUAGCUCGACGAUGUUCCAUUGGUGGAAUUCAUGAAGAUUACCAGCUGCCUUACUAUGAUCUUGUACCUUCUGACCCAUCUGUUGAAGAAAUGAAAAAAGUUGUUUGUGAACAGAAGUUAAGGCCAAAUAUUCCCAACAGGUGGCAAAGCUGUGAAGCCUUGCGAGUAAUGGCUAAAAUCAUGAGAGAAUGCUGGUAUGCCAAUGGUGCCGCUAGGCUUACAGCCCUACGAAUUAAGAAAACACUGUCACAGCUCAGCCAGCAGGAAGGCAUUAAGAUGUAAGGCUGCACUUUUGCUUGAACUUGCCUUUUCCUUCACAUCUGCUCCUGGGUGUAAUCCAGAAGGUCGCUUGUUCUACCUCACUGAGAGGGAACAGAGGAUAUUGCUUCCUUUCACAAGGGUGUGAUAAGGCCAACUGAGAUCUCCCCCAGGACUUCUCUGGACCCAGGAAAACAGCCAUUGUGGGUCCUUUCUGUGCACUAUGAACACUUCUUUCCCAGGACAGUUACAAAAUGUCAUGUAGUCUACCUUUAUUUUUUAUUAACACAGAACUUGUUUUUUAAAAGAUGAUUGCUGGUCUUAACUUUAGGUAACUCUGCUGUGCUGAAGAUCAUCUUCUAAGGGUAAAAAGAGCUGGAUUGCUGUUAUACAAAAAAUAAAACAAAACCUGACAUUUCUUAUUUUUAAAGAAAGUGAUUUACUCCUGGUUAGUACAUUCUCA